This is a messenger RNA of Mesocricetus auratus (golden hamster), 1276 nucleotides long. RefSeq lists its product as uncharacterized. Lineage: Eukaryota; Metazoa; Chordata; Mammalia; Rodentia; Cricetidae. The coding region runs from base 1 to 882 and encodes 293 amino acids. The transcript is spliced from 4 exons. The record is from RefSeq and is a predicted model, not a curated record.
AUGACGGCACCAAUAGCACCAGCGCAGGGAUCCAACGUCAGAGACAGCCCAGGAGUGGAAACCAGCCCAAGGGGCUGGCAUACAAUCUUCUUGCCACCAGUGCCAAAGAAAGUCAGGCCCUUGCUGCCUCGGCCCUGCCUAUACCUGCUCCUACCACCCCAGAGGACAGACACUUGCCUGGCUGCUGCAUUCUUCUUCCCCUGCUGGGUGGCAGGUGGGGGCCACACCACCACCACUACCCUGGCUAAAGGCAGAAUCUGCCUAGGUUUCCAGAGCAGCUACCCUGAGGGCUUGCUCCUCCCCCCACCCCCCACCCCUCCGCGGCGCAGGCGUCUGCGGCGGGUGGAUAAGCACACGGGCCAGGGGGGCGCAGCUGGCCAGUUCAGAGCUCCGUCCAAAUCUCCCAUCAUCACCACCACACCCACGUUAUUAAUGGGGUGGGGGAACCGCACAGAACCUGCCGAGUGGCAUCUCCUUUGGCUGCACCUGCGAGUCCCAAGCUAUGCUCCGGCCUUCCCUUACAGCACUGCCCCCCCCCGUGCCUCCGAAGAGCUAGAAGGAGCAAGCUCCCACAUCUUGAGCAGGCUGCGCCGUCCCUCGCCCCCUCAACCACCUGUCUCUGCUUCCCUCCCCCGAAGCCUUCCCAAGUCGCCGCACCCCUGCGUACACCAUGCUCGCCGCCUACCGGGAGUUGCAGGGCGCCGUUCAGUCUUCCGACAUAGACCCGUAGAAAAUUGGAGAACCAUGGACCCUCUCUCCAGAAAAAUGCGCAUCCACACAGAAGCAGAGUUUUGCAUGGUAUUUCAGGGCAUUUUGAAACGUCUCAAGUGUCAUGACCGUCAGCUUCAGACCUCUACAGGUGCCUGCGGGAGUGAGAUAUGAGCGACCCAAUCCACGAGAGCCAAAGAAACGAUUCCGACCAAGUUUAGCUUAGUGAACCGGUGGAUUUAUUGGUGGUGACUUUUAGAAGCAUGGAUGACUGAAAGUAACUCCAUCAGUGAAAAGCCCAUGCCCACUGUGAGUGACAACUUAUAAAAUCUGCUCUUGUGAAACUUCCUGACCUACUAUAGACAGCUCAGAGUAUCUUCUCUCCCCAGCUAUUCAUGCUGCUUAUAUAAAUAACCUUAAGGUGGGACCUUGUGACUUGUAAAUUUCGGUAGCUUCUUGGGAAUCCUCAGUCUUGAACCUUGUACAUUUAAUUUGCCUCCCAACUCUUAAGAAGACUCCCUCUGGGAGAGUAUGUUGUAGUAAGGAAAUAAAUCUAUAACACACCAUA